Molecule: messenger RNA, 468 nt
Organism: Acanthamoeba castellanii str. Neff
Lineage: Eukaryota; Discosea; Longamoebia; Acanthamoebidae
Product: heat shock 70kDa protein 5 (glucoseregulated protein, 78kDa), putative
Exons: 3
Coding region: 1-468 (155 amino acids)
Biological process (GO): protein refolding; cellular response to unfolded protein
Cellular component (GO): cytoplasm
Molecular function (GO): ATP-dependent protein folding chaperone; misfolded protein binding; ATP binding
Source: RefSeq, a predicted model, not a curated record
AUGAAGGUCGCGGCGUUGGUGCUUUUGGGCAUCGCCCUCCUGUUCGCGAGCGUGCACGGUCAGGAUGAGAACAACAAGUUCGAGGGUCCUAUCAUCGGUAUCGAUCUCGGCACGACCUACUCCGUGGUAGGCAUCUGGAAGAAUGGCCGAGUGGACAUCAUCGCCAACGACCAGGGUAACCGAAUCACCCCGUCCUACGUGGCCUACGUCUACCAGAUCCGCAACACCAUCCAGGACAAGGAGAAGAUCGAGGACAAGCUCAGCGAGGACGACCUCGAGACCCUCGAGACGCUCGUCAAGGACUCCCUCGAGUGGCUCGACGACCACCAGGAGGCCGACAAGGACGACUACGAGGAGAAGAGGAAGGAGAUCGACCAGGUCGUCUCCCCCCAUCUUCACCCGCAUGGCGGUUUCCCCGGUGGCGCCGACGGUGCCGACGAGGACUUCGGUGCCUACGACGAACUGUAA